Messenger RNA from Penicillium daleae, 3408 nucleotides. Its product is annotated as SAGA histone acetyltransferase complex subunit SPT7. Gene Ontology annotation, molecular function: structural molecule activity; protein heterodimerization activity. The coding region runs from base 1 to 3408 and encodes 1135 amino acids. The transcript has 4 exons. Gene Ontology annotation, cellular component: SLIK (SAGA-like) complex; SAGA complex. Lineage: Eukaryota; Fungi; Ascomycota; Eurotiomycetes; Eurotiales; Aspergillaceae. Gene Ontology annotation, biological process: regulation of transcription by RNA polymerase II. The record is from RefSeq and is a predicted model, not a curated record.
AUGUCGCUCGGUCAUCACGCCUGGCCCCCGGGCAAUAUUCGUCCUCCGGAUGAGCAUCAGGAUUCCCCGCGACCGGUCAAUGGCUUCGUCAAAACUUUGUCUGGCUCGCGAACACCUCAGACGCGCGGAUCUAUCAGCGCCGAUGGUCCAAUCCCUGGUAGUAUGACAUCGGAGCCUGAUAUCGCGGCCGAGGAGGACCCACGCGUGGCCCAUUUUCGCGACUUGUAUCGCAUCAGUGAAGCGAAAAUCGGCGCACUGUUCUCAGAGCGUUACACCGAGGAUGAUGUGGCCGGCGCCGUCGUUGCCGUCUACGACCAAUCUGAUACUCAGCCCGAACGCCCGCCUACCAAGCCCGCCCGAAAGCUUGACGACGACUAUGAUGAUUACGAUGAUGAAGAUGAGGACGCGGAUAUGCCUGAUUCGACGGAGUCCCCUCUGAAAGCAAAGUCCAUCCUGCCGUCGCAAGACACCACCGUCGCCGCGCUCCCGGCGCAACGUCCUGGCACCGCAGCUUCCAUCAAUGUUGACGGGAACAAGGAACAGAAGAAGGAGACGGCAGAGGACAUUCGAAAGAAACUCGAAGAAGAUAAGAAGGCUACGGAGGAAGCUGUCAAGCAUAGCUUCCACACUAUCUUCUACACUCUCGAGGAUGACCGCUAUGCGAUGCUGGACCAAAAGCGGCUUGAAGAGUCUGAGCGCCAGGUUGAAGCCGAGAUGGCUGGCCAAAACAGUGGCACUAAUAACACUUCUGGGGGCUCGAGCGGGCAUGGUACACUCAGCCAGACCAAUCUUGGUGCCUCUAGCUUAACAUUGAAGAACCUACUCGCUCGGAUCGAUCAGAAGCGCGAUAUGGUGGAAGCGUCUGAUGCUGAGCUUCGCAGUUUGAUCCGUGAGGUUCGCAAGAACCGCAGCAAGUGGUACAAUGAGGAUCGAAUUGGCCAGGAGGAGCUCUAUGAUGCCGCGGAGAAGGUUCUCACCGAACUGAAAGCCAUGACCGAGAAUUCGGGUCCGUUUUUGAACAAAGUCAACAAGCGCGAUGUGCCUGAUUAUCACCAAAUCAUUCGGCACCCAAUGGACCUUGGAACAAUGACCAAGAAGCUCAAGGCACUUACUUACAGGUCGAAGCAAGAUUUCGUGGAUGAUAUCAACCUUAUCUGGGCGAAUUGUCUCAAGUACAACACCGACCCAAAUCAUCCCUUGCGGAGAAAGGCUGUGAUUAUGCGGAAAGAGACCGACAAGCUUGUGCCUCUCAUUCCGGAUAUCGUCGUUCGGGACCGUGCCGAGGUUGAAGCUGAGGAACGUCGCAUGCAGCUUGCAGAGCUCGAUGAUGGGGGUGAGGAGAGUGACGACGAACCCAUCAUGUCCUCUCGAGGUCGGAAGGCCCCCGGUAAAACCUCCCAGAAAGGUACUGCUCCUUCUCGCAGUACCCCUAGUGGCUCUGAAGGCCCUACGGGUGCAUCUUCCAGUCAGCCACCAGGUCCAGUUCGUGCCGACUCCGAUACGGCCAUGGAAGCAAGCCAGAACGGCUUCUCGACCCCGCCUCCUGGAUUUAAUACUCCUUCUGAUCCUGCUGGGGCUGUCGCAGGUGCUGCGGCAAGCCAGUUGGGUGACGCUAUGGAAAUCGAUGGCCCGACAAUGGAUAUUACUGCUCUGAGUGCCCUCUCGGUGCCCGGUCUUGAACUCGAAGAUCCCGAGUACAGGGUGUGGAAGCAAGUUACCAAGAAAGAUCGAGCUCUAAUCGCUGCCGAGAGACAUCGCCUUCUGAAGGGCGACAAGCUCAACCCUGACGAGCCGGCUCUGCUCCGAACCAAGGCCGGCAUGCGUCGCUGGCUGCGACACGAGAAACAAGCCGCCAGUGAGGGCGAGAAGACUCAGGAUGCUGGUGCCCAGGUGAUGGAGCCCGAAGCUGCCGGUGAAUCGCUCGCGGAGGGUAUCGAAGUUGAGGAGGACAAGAUGCUCCCUUAUUACUACGACGUCAUGCAUGGUGUACCAGACCUCCCAUCUCGUCUCGCGUGGAAGGAAGAUUCCGAGGGAAACAUUGUUGACACCUCUGAGGAGUUCCUACGGGUUCUUCCACCGAGAAGUUUCAUUCAGCCCGAUAGCAAACUGUCCCGCAAGAUGGACUCCAACAUGCGGCAGAUGCAGGACACUCGCAAGAUUUGCUCUAAGAUUGGCAUCGUGAAGCAGAUGCAGCUCCAAGCUCAGAUGUACGCGAACCAAUUCCAAAAGUACAAUCCCGAGCCAUUUGUCGAACAGGAUAUUCCACCUCACGUCAUGAACGAUAACGGCCCUAUCAUGGCAUCAGGAGUAUGCCGAGCGGCGCUGCAGCGAUCGGUCGCCAAAAUCUUCUACCACACUGGUUUCGAGGAGUAUCAGCCCUCAGCUAUUGAGGUCGCUACUGAUAUCGCCGCCGAUUACUUCCACAAGAUCGGCCAGACUAUCAAGUCGUACAUGGAGACUCCAAAGGUCCCCGUCACUGAGACUGAGGACGCUUCGUCGUCUGCCGAGUGGAAGGCCGCGUACAGUGAGCCUGAGAUCGUUCUUCACACUCUUGCUGCCGUCGGUAUGGACAUUGAAGAGCUCGAGCUCUAUAUCAAGGACGACGUUGAACGGCUUGGCACCAAGCUCACGUCGGCUCAUGAUCGCCUCAAGUAUCUCUUCACUGAGCUGCUGCGCCCAGCUCUGACCGAUGUGGGUGAGGAUGGUUCCAAGGCCUUUGCCGAUGGCAGCGACCAAUUCGUUACCGGAACGUUUGCGGAUGACAUCAACGACGAUUUCCUUGGUUUCAAGGAACUCGGCUUGGAUGUCGAGUUUGGCAUUGCCUUCAAUAGCGUGCCGCUGCAUUUGCUGCCGAGUCGCAUGUUCAACGCGGCACAGGCGCAAAACACCACCGCAAUCCAGACUGAGGACUCCUUCGCACCACCUCCUCCUUAUGCUCGGAUCAGCACUGAAAACGUCGGCAAUCAAAUUGGGCUGGUCCAGCAAUUCCUCAAGGGCAAGCUGGACGCCAAUAGUGACGAGCCGCUCGUUGAAGAUCUCGAGUUGCCCCUCAAGCAGAGACCCAUGCCUCCCAAGACUCGCCUUCCCGCAUCUGGCAAGAUCCCUCCCCCGGCUGGUGUCUCUGGAAACACUUCGAGCCCGCAGAAACGCCCUGCGCCGCCAAACGCCGCCAUCGCCAAGGCCGGCCCGUCCGAGCCGAGCAAGAAAAAGGCCAAGAAGAACAGUGGCGUGGCGCUUGAGAUGCCGAGCUUCACCGAGGGCGACGCAGACCAGAUGGACGCUGGUGAUUCAAAAGAUCUUAUCUCAGAUCUGAAGGGCAUGGACGACGCCAAUAUGCCUGACGGCGAGGCCAGCACCGGUCAGCAAGAUCAGGCGAGUAUUCCCAUGACCAAUGGGACUACCGCAUGA